AUGCUAGAGGAUUAUGUAGACAUAUGUGUUAGUGAGAUUUAUGCUGGUAAUCGUCCGGGAACCCAUUUUAAUAAGAUAGGGUGGAAAAAUGUGGUUAAUAAGUUUAGCGAGAAAAUUGGUAAAGAAUUUUGCUAUAAACAACUAAAGAAUAAGUGGGAUAGUUUAAAAAAGGAUUGGAACAUUUGGACGAAAUUAGUAGGAAAGGAAACUGGCCUUGGAUGGGAUCCGGUGAAGAAGACAAUUGACGCUACGGAUGAGUGGUGGGAUAAAAAGUUACAGGAAAUUCCAGAAGCGGCUAAGUUUCGAAAUGUAGGUUUAGCUCAUAUUUCCAAGUUGGAUAUAAUGUUUAGGGGUAUAACUGCCACUGGUGAGGGAGCUUGGGCCCCAUCCUUUGGAUUGGAUUUUGAAGAUGCAGUAAGAUUUGAUCAGGAUAACGAUGUGAUGUUAGACGUAGAAGAGAUUGAUGACUCAGAUGAUGAACCUGGUGAUAUUCAUGCAGAUUUAGACACUCAAAUGAAAGAAUCUAAACGGGCUACACCUGCAAUCCAAGAUAGGAAAAGGAAAAAAGGAAUUCAAAUAUUUGAUCAACAUUUCACACGUCUUUGUGAUGUUCUUGAAAAGCGGGUUACAACAUCAUCCUCUGAUAAACCUGGCCGUAGCAUUGAUGAGGUUAUGGCUGUUGUACGAGAGUUAGCUGAGAUAGAAAAUGACUGA
Molecule: messenger RNA, 714 nt
Organism: Carya illinoinensis
Lineage: Eukaryota; Viridiplantae; Streptophyta; Magnoliopsida; Fagales; Juglandaceae
Product: L10-interacting MYB domain-containing protein-like
Exons: 2
Coding region: 1-714 (237 amino acids)
Source: RefSeq, a predicted model, not a curated record